AUGACUGUUCCGUUCAAAGUCAAAGCUCUUUACGAGUACUCGUCAGAGUACGAUGAUGACUUGAACUUCUCUCCUGGUCAAAUCAUUACCGUCACCACUAUCGAAGACGACGAAUGGUACUCUGGUACUUACGAUGGUAAAUCGGGGAUGUUUCCAAAGAACUUUGUUGAGGCUAUUGAUGAGUCCGCAAAUGUGACCCAGAAUGUGGAGAAACCUCAAGCGAGCGAGCCCUUGCCACAUUCACAGGUGGAAACGCAGCAUCAACCUCAAGAAGCAGAAGCUCCCGCUCCAAUUACAGAUUCCGCAACCAAAGAAGCAUCUACAGCCCCAGUAAAUGCUACAUCAACCACAGAAACCAAUCUAUCAGUUGAGGACACUAGUGUUGGAGAAAGUCACGUCACCAAUUCGUCCAAGCAACCUUCGGUAUCGACAAAAGUUCCUCUACCAGGAAUGACUCCUCAGCCGCGAGAUGACCCAUAUGCUAUCAAGAAGCAAUUUUUUGGAGCAGGAAAAUCAUCAUACGUGCCUCAAAUAAAGCCUCGGGACCAAUCCAAUCUCGUUGCGCACACACAUAAUCCUACGGUCCCACCAACUGAGGUUGUACGCGAGCACGACCCGCAUGCUCAAGAGGAGGAAACUGAAGAGCCAAAAAUGAGCUUGAAGGAAAGAAUUGCUUUGCUUCAGCAAAGACAGAAGGAAGAAGCGGAACGCGAAGCUGCUGCACUCAAACGCAAAGAGGAACGGAAGAAGAAAGCGGAAGAGGAGAAGGCAGAGAGACACAAAAAGGCUUCUGUAUCUAGAAAUACUACUGGAAAUUCUCAUGAACACGCCGAUGCCGCAGAUACGUCUUUACACGACGAAGAUUCUUUUGUUGACGCCUCCAAGGACCCGUUGUCACAUCAAGAUACCGAAAGUCUUGAUCAUGACGCAAACUUCGUUGAUCCAGAUGUUCCAGAGUAUCUGGAAGACGCAGACGAGAAGGAAGAAGAUACAUUAGGAGAAGAGCCCGAAACGGAAGACAGGGAAGAAGGAGAGGAAGAUGAAGAGGAAGAGGAAGAUGAAGACGAGAAACGUAGAAGACUUGUGGAGAGAAUGGCCAAAAUUUCUGGCGGAAGAAAUAUGUUUGGAAUGAUGGGUAUGCCAACGCCAUUCGGAGCCCCGGCUCCUGCGUCCAAACCUAAAAACGCCAAGAAGGCUGUGGAGGUACCUGUCGAAAAAGAGACUAUCACGGAAGGGGCUCCUAUGGAGAUCUCAGAAAAUAACGUUGGAACCACCCGUGCUCCUUCUCCACCAGCCGAGGCGGCACUGGUUUCACACAAGGCUCCUGAAGCUCCACUCGAACUGACUCAGCAGCAGAGAAAUCUCGAAGCUAAAAAUGUUCAAACAUUACAGUCGGAAGACGAUUUGAGUGUUUCCAAAGAGGACAGCAUGGAAAUCGUGGCAGAUAGCUCAAGUGAGGAUGAAGUGACAGGAUACGACGCGGAUGAAGAUCUCUCAGAUAGAGGAACAAUUCCGAAGUUUGAAGCGAAAACAGAAGGAGUCUCCGCCCGUGUUCCACCUCCUGUACCCUCUGCAAUCCCUCCCCCUUCUCGAACAGCACCUACUGUGCCGACUGCAUCGAGCGUCCCAGACGUUCCCGCAGUCAAUUCCAGUUCUCCUCCUCUGGUAACUGUACCACCCGUUCCAAUUGUUCCUCCUGUUCCUACUACCGAAAGAAGUGUUCCUGAGCAUACUACAGCUCCUCCUGUUCCUGGUGAAGCUCCAGCGGUUCCUAGUAUGACUGCACCUCCUAUUCCUUUUUCAGAUACUAGGGAACGAAAACAACCUCCUCCGGUACCACAUGUGACAACAAUGCCGGAAGAACAUGAUAGUAAACCACUGCAUCAUGAUGAACCCGGUAUUCCUAGCCAUCACGCCCCACCUCCACCGCCGCCCACCUCUGUACCAGCGCCACCAAGAACAAGUGUACCACCACCAAUACCGACGCACGCUCCCCCUCCACCCACAGGUCACGUACCGCAAGUUCCAUCAAGCCCAAUUCCUCCUCUUCCUUCCUCUUCCGUCCCACCCGUUCCACCAUCAGCACCUGUUCCACCAUCAGCACCUGUGCCACCUUCAGCACCUGUCCCUCCUCAUGCAACCUCAACACCAUCUGGUUUACAUGAGCGUACUCUUCCCGAAGAGGAAGGAAAUCUUUCCAGUGAAGAGGAUGAACAAGAGGCCUUCGAAGAUGGUCACGAGAAUUUCGAGGGCGCAGGAGAUACUGGGUUCGUUGCAUCUGGAAUUCAAAAGUCACUGACAUUCACUAACGCUGGGGCAAUCCCAACUACAAAGCCCGUGGCUAAAGCUUCUACUACUAGUAGCUUUGGUAGAACUUCAAUUGACAGUGUUGGCAGAUCUUUGAGUUCUCGUGAGAACAAACUGGAAAUUUCUCAAGCUGAGCAAAGUGCCCCUCUCUUGAAAGCAGAAUUGAAUAGUCUUUCUGAGACCUCUGCUUGGUGGACUCGCGAUGCCAUUCCUGACAGUUUGGAGCCAAAAUUAGGUAACGACCUUAUCUUCGAAGUAGACACGCAUGAGAUUCAGAAAAGAUCGAACAAGCUCGUUAUUUACAAGGACUAUUACUUUUUAUUCCACGAUUUAUCUCAAAUUGUGUUGGAGAUGCAGUUCCUGGCCGUUGACCCGCGAACUUCUGUUAUUGUUAAUAGUCUUUCGGUGAAUCCGGCCCCACAAUAUCGCAAGGACCUAUUGCACAAAUUGACUGCGGUAUACAGUGAUGACGUGGUUGAUGUAUCAACGAAGUUAGUUGGCGCCAAAGUUGCAUCCGGUAUUGUUGGCAAUGUCUUCAGCCAUGUCCAAAAGAAACAUCCUCAGUUGUUGAUGCCCAUUGGCGAAAAGUCUUACGGUGUAACCGUUUACAGAAAUGUUAAUCAUCAUGUCACAAUGACCGAUGAAGUCAAACCGGGUGACAUUUUGUGCAUGAAAAACGCUAAGUUCGCGACCAAAGCCUUAGGUGGCCUUGGAAACAAGCAUGUCACUAUAGGAGAAGGAAAUUCAGUUUACUCAGCGGUGAUCACCGAGUACGAUCCCAAGAAGGAUAAGUUUAAGGUGCUUGAAUGCGACAAAAGUGGCGUCGUCAAAAAGGAAAGCUACAAGCUUGGUGAUAUGAAGAGUGGAAGAGUUCGCGUUUUUCGUUUAGUCGAUAGAGGCUUUAUCGGCUGGUGA
Molecule: messenger RNA, 3222 nt
Organism: Clavispora lusitaniae ATCC 42720
Lineage: Eukaryota; Fungi; Ascomycota; Pichiomycetes; Serinales; Metschnikowiaceae
Gene: BBC1
Product: Bbc1p
Molecular function (GO): protein binding
Source: RefSeq, a predicted model, not a curated record